AUGAGUGCCGCAUUGAAUCUUAAAUCUUCUGUGAAGGAAACAAAUAACAACGCUAUUUCAUAUAGUAAUAAUAUAUCAAGAUAUGAGUGGGGGAAAAAAUGUCUUCAAAGAAAUACGGCUUGCAAAAAAAGAAAGAGAGAUGCUACUCAAGGUGUUGAAAACUUAAAUCUAAGAACCAAUGAAAAUACAAAUCCUGAUAAAACUAUAAUGAAAUAUUACAUAAACCAGGGAAAAAUAUUCCUGAAUACAAAAAGAAAUCUUGAAUAUGUCAUGAUUAACCAUAAGGACAAAUAUAAUGUCAGAAAUGGGUUGAAUGAGAUUAAGCCAUACGAAGAUAUUAAAGAAACUAUAAAUAAUGAUUCAAAUUUGAUAUUAGAUGUAGAAUCAUCUUUAUCAACUUCCUGUUGUUCCAUAUCUACUAAAUUAUCUGACUUUUCAUUAUUAGGUAAUAGGAGAGUUUUUUCAAAUCAGUAUGAUAUUUUUUCCCCACAGAUAUCAGAAGAAAGAAAAAAUACAUUAGGCAAAAAACGUUUUCAAAAACAAAUCUCUGUAAAUGAGAUAAAAAAGAACAGUAUUUUAUCACAAGAUAAUAUAAAAUUCUGUGAUAAAAAUUCAAUUGAUGGGAUCCACGACACAGCAGAGAAUAUUGGAGCUUCAACUACAAAAUACUUAUUCUCUCAGUGUAAUUUCAACAAUAUUAAUAAUGAUAUUAAUAGUUUGAAAUACCCAGAUUGUGAUAUCCAGUCACUACUCCAGUAUAUUGAUUAUACUAGUAAAAUGCAUCAUGAAGACGACAGCAAAUUCCUGGAGAGUAUAUCCAAAUUUCAAAGUUCGUCAAUUAAUAGAAUCUGGGAACCUGACGAAAUAGAAUCUAACUGUAUACGAGCAGUCUCCUCCAGAAAAAGAGAUAUUAUUAGAAAUAACGAGAAAGACCAAUAUAUAGACAACGUACCAAUGCCAAAAGAUGAUCCUGAAAUCAUAACCAUAACUUCAACUAAUUAUAAAAGUGAGAAAAAAUAUAAAUUUAGUUUUUGGAAUAAACAAAGCGCUAAAUGGUGUCUCAAUUUUAGACCACAUAAAGCAGGAUCAACGGAUAAUGAUAAUAAGGAUAAACUAACCAUCGUAUCAUUCAAGAAACAUUCUGAAGAAAACAAAGUUCAGGAAGACAAAUAUUUUCACUUAAAGAAUGUUUUAAUUCUAAAGAAGAGAUUGAGAUCAAUUUUACCCAAUUGUCUUAGAUUGGUUAAAGAUUUUGAUUGUGACAGCAAAACCUUCAGAUUUUACCAAGAACAAUUGGUAUAUACUAAGUUGAUAAGUCAAGAACUUUUAUUGCCAAAAGAAAGGGAAAACUGUUUUAAAACAGUUUUAAAAUCUUUAAUACCUAGAUCCAACAAAAUUAGUAAGAAGAAUAAUAGAAUCGAUGAGAUAAUUGAAGAAGCUUUAAUUUCAGAGGGCGACUGGAAACCAAAUUUUGUUGGAAAACGAAAAGUUCCAAGAAGACACAUAAUACGAGUAUGGAACAAUAAACAAUUUGAAGAAAUGGUAAUUAAGGAUUAUAUUUAUAAAGAAUGUGCUCCCAAUGGAUUUGAAUAUAUUAGAAGGAAAAAAGCGAAGCAAAUAAUGGAAAAUUAUAUUUAUCAAACUUGUGCCCCGGAAGAGUUUUAUAAAAUGUAUAAAAAUAUACAGAGAGGAUCGACUAAACAUAAGAUUUCCAAUAAAAAUCUCCCCGACAUUAUAGAGAGUAUGACUGUAAAUGACGUCAAAGAGUUGUAUCCUGAUCUGUAUUACCAUGUGGAGCACAUGAUAAGCAUUUAUAAGAACAAUUAUAUACUAUAA
Molecule: messenger RNA, 1836 nt
Organism: Vanderwaltozyma polyspora DSM 70294
Lineage: Eukaryota; Fungi; Ascomycota; Saccharomycetes; Saccharomycetales; Saccharomycetaceae
Exons: 1
Coding region: 1-1836 (611 amino acids)
Source: RefSeq, a predicted model, not a curated record